CUUGGAUGUGUAGGACGUCACAUGUUGUUUUUCCUCUUCACUCCAGUCACUUAGCGAUAUGUGUUAUUUACUGUUAAACCGCUCCACGCAGCGAACGCGCACUCCGAGCCGGGUCCAUAAGAGAGUCUGACAGGAUUAAAACUGACUGACAGCACAAGUUAAGGAAAAGUGAGAGUUUUUCUUCACAGCAUAUAUGAGAAUGGCGAGUCCGCCGCCGACGGGAGGACAGCUGAUUUCAAAUAUGACCGUGAAGAACAACAACCACGUUAAGAAAUGCGGCUAUCUGAAGAAGCAGAAGCACGGACACAAGCGUUUUUUUGUGCUGAGGGAGCCGAGCGAGGGCUGUCGCGCCCGGUUGGAGUAUUACGAGAGCGAGAAGAAAUGGAAAAACAAGUCGGCUGCUAAACGGGUUAUACCUUUGGACUCGUGCCUGAACAUCAACAAGAGAGCCGAUGCCAAACACAAACACCUGAUCGCCCUUUACACUAAGGACGAGUAUUUUGCCGUGGCUGCCGAAAACGAGCAGGAACAGGAGGACUGGUACACGGUCUUAACGGAUUUAAUGAACGAGGGGAAAGUGAGCGACGGCUCCGCGAAUAAUUCGGCGUCAUCCCUCGUCGGCUUUGAUGAGGCGAGCUACGGCGUGAUAACGCCCGUCUCCGCCACUUACAAGGAGGUUUGGCAGGUCAAUCUGAAAUCUAAAGGACUCGGACAGAGCAGAAACUUAACGGGCGUUCACAGGCUGUGUUUAUCCAGCCGAACGAUCAGCUUCGUCAAACUCAACACGGAGGCGGCGUCGGUGAUUUUACAGCUGAUGAACAUCCGCCGAUGCGGACACUCGGACAGCUUCUUCUUCAUCGAGGUGGGCCGGUCCGCGUCUAUCGGACCCGGCGAGUUGUGGAUGCAGGCGGACGACUCGGUGGUGGCGCAAAACAUUCACGAGACUAUUUUGGAGGCGAUGAAAGCCAUGAAAGAGAUGUCCGAGUUUCGCCCGCGCAGCAAAAGCCAGUCCUCAGGUAGCAACCCCAUCUCUGUGCCCACCAGGCGGCACUUUAAUAACCUCCCGCCGAGUCAAACCGGGCUGCAACGGCGCUCCCGCACCGACAGCAUGGCAGCGACGUCUCCCGUGACGAAACUGACGUCUUGUAGGAUUCGCACGGCAAGCGAGGGCGACGGCAAACCCAUCAGCCCAGGUGUGAACAGGACGCACCUGAGCCGCUCCAACACAGUGACAGCUCGGCCAUGCAGAACAUUUGAGGCGUCAUCCCUGCAGCAUAGUAAAUCCAUGUGCAUGCCUGUGUCUCACUCCCCUCCCUCGGCUGCCAGCCCUGUCAGCAUGUCCUGUGGCAAUAACAUAGAAGGUGGACCUCGCCCCUCCAGCUGCACUGCUUCCAUUUCGGGCUCCCCCAGCGAUGCUGGCUUUAUCUCCUGCGAUGAGUGUGGCUCCAGCCCAGGUGAUAUACGGCAACUUUUAGCAGCGAACCGAAGCUACACACCUGAGUCACUCACUGACACCCCCCCCAGCGACCUGCACGGAUAUAUGAUCAUGGAGAGGCCCAAUAGCUGUGGACGGAGAAGCAUCCGGGCAGCAGUUGAGGAAAGCAGAGGAGAUCUGGAGAAUGCCUACAGGAAGAGGACACACUCCCUCACCAUGCCUUACCAGAAGAGGGUGCAAUCACAAGUGUCCUCAGCUUCACUGGACGAGUACACGCUCAUGAGAGCCACUUACACAACUGGAGGCCAUUCGGGGCGCAGCUCUCACAACGCAUCCCCAAAAGUCACAUACCCCGAGGAUUACGGGGACAUCGAAAUCGGAUCAUUACUGAAAAGUUCCAGCAGUAAUCUGGGCGAUGAUGGCUACAUGCCAAUGACGCCAGGUGUGGCUCCACAAGGGGGGAAGGCUGACAACUACAUGCCUAUGAGCCCAAUGUGCGUUUCUGCUCCGAAGCAGAUAAUCAACCCCAGGACGCACCCCCUCACUAUAGCUAAUGGUUACAAAACCAAUUCCCCCAGCAGCUGUUCUCUGGAUGACAGUGGCUACAUGAGGAUGCUGUGCGGCUCUAAGUUUUCCAUAGACAGCACGGAUGGGAAACUGACGAACGGUGAGUACCUCAACAUGUCGCCUGCAGAUUCGGUCACGCCACCAGACUACUACCUGAGCCCUGUGGGUAUGGAGCAGUCUCCCUGUCUCCGACAACUUCACUCGUUUAACUCUUUGCCCCGCUGUUAUAAGCCCCAACAGAUGCUAAAGGAUGCGGACAAUGAUCAGUAUGUUGUCAUGAAUCCUCAAAGUCACAGGAUAAUAGAGGAAUCUGUAAACACAGCAUCCCCAUCUCCUCUAAGACAAAGCCGCACAGACAGCCUCAUCCUCCGGCACAGGAUCAGCCGGCCAACCCGCCUCUCCUUGGACACGUGCCGGACAUUACCUAGCAUGAAUGAGCAUCCCCUCCCCUCCGAGCCAAAAAGCCCUGGCGAGUACAUAAACAUAGACUUUGGACAUGUUGCUGAAAGUUGCACUCCACCCUCCACUGUUUCCUCCGAGAGCCCAGCCUCAUCCCUUGGAUCCUGCGCCGAUCACAGGACGUCCCCCAUCUCUGAUUAUAUGAACAUUGAUGUGAGUUUGCAGUCACCCAAAUCUGGAAACGCUGCUCCAUCUGAUUGUUUGGAGCCCCUUCCAGAGCUCACAUCCUGCCCCGCCCACCCUGAGGAAGAGGAGGAAGAUGAGAGGUACCACCUCACUGCACAGGUGGAACCGGUGGGCCCGGUCGACAAAGCUAAAGAUGAUUACACAGAGAUGACGUUCGGCGUGCCCGCUUCCCCUCCGCAGCCUGUCUUGCAGCCCUCAGAAGGUGGGCAGACCAUCAGCCCAUCCUCCUGUAAGCAGAGGCUGACCGUGGAAGAGGCUGUGGAAGUGCCUGCCGUUGAGGCUUUUCUGCUGCGUGGCACCACUUUGGCCUUGGUGGACCCUGACCGGGGGGCCAAGGUGAUUCGUGCCGACCCCCAGGGGCGCAGGCGGCACAGUUCAGAGACAUUCUCCUCAACCACCACCGUAACAGCAGUUUUUCCUUCAUUCGCACACGACGCCAGGCGGCACGGUUCGGCCUCUGUGGAGAACGUGUCUGUUUCUGUGAGGAACAGCGAAGGAUCGGAUGAAGAGUAUAACAGUCCCAUGUGCAGGGAGACGUCAGCUGGCUUUCAAAAUGGACUUAACUACAUUGCCUUAAACUUGAUGGAUGGAGGACUUGCCAGCUGUGAUUCUCUUGUCCGGUUCAAAGCUGCCAGCUGCUGUAAAGAGGGCAUCAAUGGAAUACAUGCCAGUCCGUAUGCCAGCCUUGGGUUUAAGGAGACGGCAACAACAGUAAAAGACUAAACAGAGCCAGUCUCUUCAUUAAAGCUCCUUCAUCUCCAUCGAGAGGAGAAGAGGAGGCGCUCAUGUGGACAGAUGGACCACGUUGCUGCUGCUUCUUCAGCUCUUUGCUGAUCCUUGACCUCCCGAAUCCAUUGGAAUGGCUGUCGUCACAGCAACACGGACACUUGACCACAGCUCGAGGCAUGACGUUGACUCAAAGACACAAAGGCGGGACUUCCUGUCCAUCUGUUACGCACUACAAUUCCUUCCCUCAGUUUUUUGUGUUAUGGACCCUUUUCACUGGUUUGUUACGAGCUCUGGACUUCGAGUGGCCAGUGUCCCCCAACAACCGAACCCCCCCCCACCCACCACCAAAACCUGUGAACCAAACACGAGGAGAGACAUCAGAUCCGCACACGCACGAAUACACACGUCGCUUAUUUAUUUACCCCUUGCAUUUACGGCGUGCAUGCGUGCGUGUGUUCGCAACACUGCACACAGGUGGCAUUACAGAAAUUUACUCAACAAUUGGAAAUCGGAAAAAAAAAAACCUACCUCAGAACGAGCCAGGUCAUGACUUACAAAAAGAAUAUAUAUUGAGAAAUUAAUUUAUUUUUUAAAAAUGAAUGUUUUCUUAAAAAACAAAAAACAAAAAAAACCACCAAUCCAAAGCCUUACUGACUGUACUGUCACACAGUGUUUUCUGGAGGACCUGCAUACACUCAUGAGAGUAUCAAAGAUUACUGUUUGCCAUGGUAAUGAAUGUCUUGUACUGCAGCGGAGGAAGGUCUUGCGCUGCAAUCAAAGAUCUAUUAAUGUUAUUUUGCAUUCUACACAGAUAUUUAAAGGAUUUUAAUAUAAUACUAUUUAUAGGAGCUGGUAAAGGACCGGAUGGGUGGCCGCCUGCCCACCACCUCGCACAUAUGCAAAGCAGGCUUCCAGAGCAGAGGAGUUAUCAGUUUUGGAACAAAGCCACAUGCGAUUAACACACAACCCUUACGGUACGCUAGAUGAAUGAUGUCAUGCGCCUCAGGUCAGAGAGAGGAGUUCCUCACCUCAAGCCUAGGCACGCUAGCACACUUUAACUCACUGUCUUUAACAGCCCAAAAGCCUCUGCUGACUUGCCCUCUCUCACUGCUCUGAACACACAGGCUUCCCUUUGCCUUACACCCGCACCCGUCGGCUCAAGAGAGAGUGAUAGUUUCAGGGAUGUCUCAGAAGGCCUGACACCAUUAAUGCUGCUCCCUACCGUCAGACAGGGAUAGACUCGUCAGAACCAAUGCUUUGUCUUGCACUUACAAACUCCUUAGAUUGUAACACAAGACACUUUUGAAUGUAGAGUAUUCUGGUGAUCUCCGCAGGAGACCAAACGCAUGGCCUAAACAUCCACCAAUAGAGGCAGAGUCAUACGCAAGCAAGUUAAACAAAGUACAACAUACACACACAACUUGACUUAAGUAUAUGAAAAUGUUGCCUAGAAAGCUGUACAUAGUGUAUAAAGAGAUUGCAACUGACGUUUUUAAGUUAAAGAUGAUAACUUAUGUCUUUUUGUAUAUAGAUAUAUAUAUAUGGUACAUGUUUGAAUGAAUUUCCCCCAAACAACUAAAGCACUAAUGAAGGUACUUGCCAAAGGCUGAACUUUGGCCUGGCACUUUUCUUUUCUAAUUCUUCAGUACGUUUGUAAAAGUAUGUACACUGUAUGAUAAAUGCCACUUUGAGGAUAUUUGAUAAUGCUAUGACAUAAAAAUAAAUAAAAUUCAGUGAAUGAUACUUGAUAUUACAAAAAUAGGUACAAAUUCACAAACGGCAUAUGCAAUAUUUACACUUUUUUAAAGAUUAGUUUACAGAAAGGAACCAAAUGUAUAAAUACUGUGUUAAUAUAUUUAAAACCUUAAGAAAGUUUUUUGCUGUACACCUGUUUUUCUGCCAACUUUUAAAUGGAAAUGUGUUUUUCUUUUUUUUCCUCAUUGUUCUUUUUUGCUGUUGAAUCCUAACAGUAAUUUAAGCAGUGUUCUUAUGCGAAUGCUGUUUCUCAGUAUGGAAAGCUUGAAUAUUUCAAUGCCUGAGCGAGUUGUUUUUUUCUUUCUUUUUUUUUUCUGUGUCUUCCAUUGUAUAUACUCCAUAUUCUUUGCAUUGUGAUGCUACUUAGAAAUGAUAAUUUAAACUUAGUGUAAUUAGCAUUGCUUUAGAACUGUAUUGAUUCUGAAUAGCCACAUGCAAUAAAAAAGUAACAUUAUUUAAGAAA
Messenger RNA from Cyprinus carpio (common carp), 5594 nucleotides. Its product is annotated as insulin receptor substrate 2-like. Lineage: Eukaryota; Metazoa; Chordata; Actinopteri; Cypriniformes; Cyprinidae. Gene Ontology annotation, cellular component: cytosol; plasma membrane. Gene Ontology annotation, biological process: insulin receptor signaling pathway. The record is from RefSeq and is a predicted model, not a curated record. Gene Ontology annotation, molecular function: phosphatidylinositol 3-kinase binding; insulin receptor binding.